UGACUUUCUUGUUUUUUUCCACAGGAUCUUUUGCCAUUCAGGCUGAUAAAAAGUCUCCAGCUGAGACAAAGACGGCCAAACAUGUGGGGAUGAUUGCUGGAGGGACAGGAAUCACACCGAUGCUGCAGCUCAUCACAGCAGUGAUGAAGGAUCCUGAAGACCAGACUGUUUGUCACCUGCUCUUUGCCAACCAGACGGAGAAGGACAUCCUGCUGCGGCCAGAGCUGGAGGAGAUUCAGGUGAACCACCCUGACCGAUUCAAGCUGUGGUUCACCCUGGACAGAGCUCCUGAGGAGUGGGAGUACAGCCAGGGCUUCAUCAGUGAGGACAUGGUGCGGGAACGCCUCCCUCCUCCCGGCGAGGACACCCUCGUCCUCAUGUGUGGACCCCCGCCCAUGAUCCAGUUCGCCUGCAACCCCAACCUGGACAAGGUCGGCCACGCCGAGAGCCGCAGGUUCACCUUCUAGACGAGAGGUUUGGAGACAACUACAGAGCGCACUUAUGUUAAAUUCUCGCUCCUGCUAUAAAAAAAAAAGCAUUAAAGCACUCGUAUACUUUGACACUCUUCACGCAGCAGUAGUUUGGACCAAUGAAUGGACAGAGGACGUUGAUUAUGACUGAAGUGUGUGUGUGUGUGGAAAUUUAGGACGUGAUUCCAAACCAAAAAUGAGAUGCACUGAGGCCUCAGUGUCGGACGAGUUAAGGGUUUUUCGUGCCUUAAACACAUGCAAAGCUUUCCUUAUGCACAGAAAAACAAUCAUGAGUUGUUUUCGUUUAUAUAUCAGAGCAUUUAUAAUCACGGCCGUCAAACGUGUUGGAGUUCGUCUGUCGUGAUGUUAAAACAUGUUUGUAUGAUAUGCAACAUAAAAAAAAAAUCCAUAA
Messenger RNA from Solea senegalensis (Senegalese sole), 882 nucleotides. RefSeq names its product NADH-cytochrome b5 reductase 3-like. Lineage: Eukaryota; Metazoa; Chordata; Actinopteri; Pleuronectiformes; Soleidae. Gene Ontology annotation, cellular component: mitochondrion. The transcript is spliced from 4 exons. Gene Ontology annotation, molecular function: oxidoreductase activity; FAD binding. The coding region runs from base 90 to 467 and encodes 125 amino acids. The record is from RefSeq and is a predicted model, not a curated record.